Dermochelys coriacea (leatherback sea turtle) is the source of this 6421-nucleotide messenger RNA. RefSeq names its product Rho GTPase activating protein 39 (gene ARHGAP39). The coding region runs from base 137 to 3457 and encodes 1106 amino acids. Gene Ontology annotation, molecular function: GTPase activator activity; protein binding. Gene Ontology annotation, cellular component: cytoplasm; cytoskeleton. The record is from RefSeq and is a predicted model, not a curated record. Gene Ontology annotation, biological process: signal transduction. The transcript is spliced from 11 exons. NCBI's taxonomy places the organism in Eukaryota, Metazoa, Chordata, Testudines, Dermochelyidae.
GACGCGGCGGGGCUGCAGCCGGAGCCGGAGCCUCAGUCGGUGUCGGGAGCCGGAGCCGCUGGGGCCAUGGGCUGGCGGGCGGGGGCCGCCGCUCUGCGCACCCAGCCUGCCGCGCGCUAGCGAGCCGCCGGGGAAGAUGGCGGAGAGGCUGGAAUGGGUGGAAAUCAUAGAGCCUCGAACGCGGGAGCGCAUGUAUGCCAACCUCAUCACAGGGGAGUGUGUGUGGGAUCCGCCCGCUGGGGUCCGCAUAAAGCGCACCAAUGAGAACCAGUGGUGGGAACUCUUUGACCCGAACACCUCACGGUUCUACUACUACAAUGCCACCACCCAGCGGACCGUAUGGCACCGGCCGCAGAACUGUGACAUUAUCCCGCUGGCCAAGCUACAGACCCUGAAGCAGAACACAGAGUCACCGAGGGCCUCCACAGAGAACAGCCCUGGGCGGAGCAGCAAUGUCAGCAGGGAGGGCAGCACCAGCUCCUCCCUGGAGCAGGAGCUGGAAGGCAGCGAGAAGGUGCAGGAUCAGACGAGGUCAAACCGCCAGUCAGCCCAGUUUGCUGUAGUGAAAGAAGAACCAGAAAGUUCUUCAUCUCCCGGAGUGUUUGAGAAAGAAUAUGAAAUAUACCGGGAUUACAAUACAGAAGGUCAACUUCUCCACUACAGGACAUCCUCCCUGCGGUGGAACACUGGCACCAAGGAGCGCAUGCUGAUCAAGGUGACGGACCGCGAGCCGAGCUUCCUCAUGCACCAGGGCAAUGGCUACACCACUGACAACCAGCAGGGGACCCGCUCACGGAGGCCGUCGGGGGGCCAGCAGUCCCCCAACCUGCAGACAUUUGCCCCUGACACUGACAACUCCGUCUUCUUCCCUGAGAGGAAGCAGUCUCCCUUCUUGAAAAGGGCUGACCACGUGGGCAGCUGCUCCCCGCUGCUCGGUCGGGGGGAUUCAUUCUGCUCCCCGCUCCAGUCCCAGCACCGGAAGCACUCGAGUGAGUCCCAGCCGUCUUCUCCUCGCUACGCCUAUGAACCCCCCUUGUACGAGGAGCCCCCCAUGGAGUACCAGGCCCCCAUCUAUGACGAGCCCCCCGUGGACAUGCAGUAUGAAGCCAGCGGGAACUACAAGGCGGGCUCCCCGCAGAAAUCGCCCGUCCGCAAACCCCACCCAUUCUUGCAGUCGCCCAAGCAGGGCCCCAACUCCCCCUACCAGCAGCUGGUGCUGACCAAACAGAAAUGCCCUGAGAGGUUCAUGAGCCUGGAGUACAGCCCUGCAGGCAAGGAAUAUGUAAGACAGCUGGUUUACGUGGAGCAGUCCGGUUCCAGCCCCAAGCUGAAAACGGGCCUGCGACACAAAUACUCCCCCAACCCCAUAGGUGGCUCGUACUCGCUGCAGCACAGCCCCUGCCUGGUGAGGGACCAGCGCCUGGAGAUCAAGUCUGGGGACUACAGCAGCAUGGAAGGGGCUGACUUCCGACAUAGCCAGUCCGUGAGCCAGGCCUCCCAGGGGGAAGACUCCAUGUCGUGGUCCAGCCAGCAGGACACCAUGUCUUCUACAGGGUACUCACCUAGCACCAGGAAAAGGAAAAGCAGGAAGCCCUCCCUGUCCCAUGACCCCAACACCUCCUCGACGGAUGGCUCGGGGGAUCGGGAGGCGCUCAACGAGCAGCUGAUGGCAGAGGAGAGGCCCAUGCCCGCCACUUACAGGCCCCAGAUGAACCGCACAGAGAGCAAAUCCAUUGAGGCCGAGGCAGUGCGGGGCUUCCCAGAGCCCUUCCUGGCCCAGGCCCGGCUGGCAUGGGAGGCACAGCAGGUUCACUACCACAUGAAGCAGCGGAGCAGCUGGGAUUCCCAGAAGGACGGCUCAGGCUAUGAGAGUGAUGGCGCCUUGCCAUUACCUAUGCCUGGCCCCGUGGUGCGGGCCUUCAGCGAGGAUGAGGCCCUGGCACAGCAGGAGAGCAAGCACUGGAAGAGGAAUACCUUUGAGAAGCUGGGGUUCCCUCAGAUCCUGCUGGAGAAGAGUGUGUCUGUGCAGACCAACCUGGCUUCUCCAGAGCCCUACCUGCAUCCAUCUCAGUCGGAGGAUCUUGGUGCCUGUGCCCAGUUUGAGAGCAGCAGACAGAACAGAAAUAUGAUGCCUAGUGCCAGCUGUGUCUUCCCUACCUUCACCCUACGAAAGCCCUCCUCGGAGACGGACAUUGAGAACUGGGCCUCCAAGCACUUCAACAAGCACACCCAAGGGCUCUUCCGGAGGAAGGUCUCCAUUGCCAAUAUGCUGGCCUGGAGCAGCGAGUCCAUCAAGAAGCCCAUGAUCAUGACCAGCGACCGCAACGUCAAGAAGGAAGCAUGUGAGAUAUUUAAACUGAUUCAGAUGUACAUGGGGGACCGGCGGGCCAAGGCAGAUCAACUCAAUGUGGCUUUGGAGAUUGCCACUAAAGGCUGGAGCAUGCAGGGUCUGAGAGACGAGCUGUACAUCCAGCUGUGCCGGCAGACCACUGAGAACUUCCGUUAUGAGAGUCUGGCACGGGGCUGGGAGCUAAUGGCUAUUUGCCUGGCCUUCUUCCCGCCCACUCCCAAAUUCCAUUCCUACCUAGAAGGAUAUAUUUACCGGCACAUGGAUCCGGUGAAUGACACCAAAGUGACUCAGCACAUUAAAGAGCUCCUGGAAAGGAACAGUAAGAAGAAAUCCAAAUUGAGAAAGAAACCCAAGCCCUAUAUCGAAGAGCAUGAUGGGGUGGCAAUAAGCACUUACGCCAAGUACUGUUACAACAAGCUCCAGAAAGCAGCCUUGACAGGAGCAAAGAAGGGCCUGAAGAAGCCGAAUAUUGAGGAGAUCCGGCAUGCAAAGAACGCAGUGUUCAGCCCCUCCAUGUUUGGGAGCUCCCUGCAGGAGAUCAUGAACAUGCAGAAGGAGAGGUACCCAGAUCGGCAGCUCCCCUGGGUGCAAACCAGGCUGUCUGAGGAAGUGCUGGCGCUGAAUGGAGAUCAGACCGAGGGCAUCUUCAGAGUGCCUGGAGACAUCGACGAGGUCAACGCCCUCAAGCUGCAGGUCGAUCAGUGGAAAAUCCCCACCGGCUUGGAAGACCCUCAUGUUCCUGCGUCGUUGCUGAAGCUCUGGUACCGGGAGCUGGAGGAGCCACUGAUUCCCCACGAGUUCUACGAACAGUGCAUCACCCACUACGAGAAUCCAGAGGCAGCCAUCGCAGUCAUCCAUUCUCUGCCCAGGAUCAACAAAAUGGUGCUCUGCUACCUCAUCCGCUUCCUACAGGUGUUCGUGCAGCCGGCUAACGUGGCGGUCACCAAGAUGGACGUCAAUAACCUGGCCAUGGUGAUGGCGCCCAACUGCCUGCGCUGCCAGUCCGACGACCCACGGAUCAUCUUUGAGAACACCAGGAAGGAAAUGUCCUUCAUCCGGGUGCUGAUCCAGCACCUGGACACCAGCUUCAUGGAGGGGGUCCUAUAGCGGCGAGCAGCGGGAGGAGCCAAAACCAAAUCUGACGACGACCACAACCCACCCAACCCCCCUUAAACCCCAGGUCAAUCAGCCGACGAGUACGAGCCAGACACCACAAAGGGAAGGCACUGGGCAGCCCUGGGCAGGGCCUCUCGUCCCCGUCACACCGUGUCCCCAGAGCCAUUAUGAGCUGGCCUAGUCCCGCCUCUCUCACCCCAGCAUCUCUCAUCAUCCUUUGCCCUCUAGUGUCAUACAGGAAGUGGUGGUGGGAUCCCGCCAGUGUUACUGGUGAAAUGACAUCCUCCCUCCCCUGAACCAGACCUCUGGAGAUGUUGCUGCCUAUCCCCCCAGCCAAGCCGCCGUGGGGCAGCCUGCAGGGUUAGCCUGGCGUGACAGCCACCUGCAGGUGAGGCUCGGGAGUCCUGCCUGGCAUCCUGGGCCUGCAGCCACUAUGGGGAUGUGGGAUGCUAGGCCUUGCCACCGCACUUUAAUGAGUGCUGCGUCUCGCAGGAGAGCCACUCCCAGCCAGAGGGGUGGCUGCAGGAGGGGGUGGUGCUUAAGAUGGCAGCGUGGACGGAGGGGGAGAUCAGAAUAAGGUAGCGAGCAUCACCAUGGCCUCCCAAUGCUCCUGCCCUGGGGCCAGCGCUGGCUGGGAGGGUGGGUAGGACAGUCUCAAGGCAGGAACUGCAGGGGGGUAUUUGCAGCAGUCCCACGCAGCCUGGGACUAGGGGAUGCCCAGUGGGAACAUUCAUGUGGAAUAGGGUGUGGAUCCAUCUGGGAGGAUAAAGCCCCUUGGUAGGAAGGGGUCUAAGCCCCACGCAGGCCUCAUCAACCCAGCCCCCCGGUGAGAAGAGGGACCCCUUUAUGGCUAGAGGAGGGGGCCAAAACCAACUCCAAGUUCUCAGGGCAAAGCUCGUGGUGAGGCGUCUCUGUGACCCAGAGCCGCCUGCAUCCGGCGAUGUCACUUCCCCUUCCUUUCCUCCUCUUCACCGGCUGCUUGCGAUGCCCAGAUCUGAUUGCAGCGUCUGCGCUGGGAGGGGGGGUGUCGGCUCAGCAGUGAUUCAUUCUCAAACCCUGAGACCUACCAGCCCUUCCUAGACAGGAUCUCGGCGCCUUGAGCGUAACCCCACGCCGGGAGGUUCAGGGCAGGGCAGAAAGCCAUGACUGCAGCUGUUUUGUCCUGGUGUUGGAUUCAGGCUCCCCUCUGCUGCCCGGGCUCCCAUUCCAGGGCAGGAUGGCCCGGAGGGGCUGGGCUUCAUUUGCCAUUUGGGCUGUGGCAGGCUCAGCUGGCGCAGGGUUCGGCUACAUCUCAGCAACCCGAGCUGGUUCCAUGCCAUCUCUAGAAGGGGAUUGUCCCCGGCUUUUCCGGACUCCCCGCAGCAGUGAGCCAUCUCCGCCUGCCCUAGAGAGGGCGACAGUGCAGGCAGAGGGUGCGUGUCCCAUCAGGGCCACCUGCGAACGAUGGAUUUAACAAUCAGUCAGGGAUAGAAGAAUGGCCAUCAAAGGUGGCACUCAAGUUCCACCUUCACCCUCCUGGGUAUGGGUAGGGCUAGUUAACUUCCUGAGUGUUUUGCCCAUGUGGCCCAUGCACAGCUAGGGCCCGGUAUCAGCAAUAACUCCAUCGCUGAUUUCCAAGACAACAUCUGCUGAGUUUAUCAACCCAGACAAGACUGGCGCUGGCUGGCGCUGUGUGCAGCAGGUCAGGCCCCAGCUCACUGGGCCCAAGCUCCAUCAGCCCUGUGGAGGAGAGUUGUUUUGGGCAGGGCGGCAAGCGGGCGCAAUGGAAGAGGCGUGCUGUCGGGAGAGUGGAGAGUGCCAAGGAGCUGGUGUCACGGGAGCACCCAGCGUGCCAAACCCUUCCACUGUAGCAAUAUCCCGGCUGGGCUGUGUCGGGGCUUCUUUCUGUCAUGGCUGGAUUCUGCAGCAUCGGCCAGGGCAAGGAGGCUGCUGUGCUGAGCCAUGGCAAUGAGAAAGGCUUUUAAAACACUUGGCUAGUGUGGGACACACUCUGGGUGGAGGUGCUGGCUCCUGAAGGCAGAGAGAGAUCGAGAGGUUCUCUCCUGCUGUCAGAGAAUGAAAGUGUGGGUCAGACUUGUGAAAAUCCCACCUGGCAACAUGUUCUGGAUGGCCCUUGGCAUCAGCCCCAGCGAGGCAUCGGGGGCUUCUGGAUCACCGGGCUCAGAGGGCUCUGGGACGCAUGGCAGAGCUGAAGCCAUCAGCAGUGCCAUGUUUUCUCUCUUCCUUGCCCUGCGGAGGGUUUCCAAGGCAGAUGGCUGCUGUUGCUCUAUGGGAGCUGGGAGGCUAGUGGGAAAUGGUUACAAUCCAGCUCGUUCCCUCCUCUCAAGGGGCUCUCCUUGGGACAGUCAGGACCAAUGCAGGCUGGACUUGGGUCUCUGAAAGUAGCCCUGGCAUCUCCAACUCCCUAUCUGAUGGGCAAAAUCCCUUCUCGUCGAGCCGCCUGGCAAAUCUGAAAUGCCCCAUGUGAGCCUAGUGUUGGGCCCCAGCAUCUCCAAGCUCCAUUGCCUUCUGCAGUUGGCCCCUUGCCCAGCUGCCACCCCCAGGCCUGUGCUCUAGCAGAUAUCCAGCUCAAUCCACCUUUACCAGAGGCCAGUUCCCUCGUAAGGGUCUGUUGGCCUUUAGGGUUUGCAUGUAUUAAAAGGGAGUCCAACUCAGAAUGCAACAAAACCAGUCCCUGAGCAGCCUGGUGGUGGCACUGGGCUGUGCCUCUGAGGAUCUGCAGUGCACUGCCCCGUAUCCCUGUUUUUAUAGAGCUCCCCACUUUAACUCGGAGCUGCAGGAGAGUUAACCUCUUGGCUGCUGGUGCUCAGGCAGGGACUCUGUGCCCUACCAUCUAGGUUUACAUUUCUCCAUGUUAACUCUCUUCUCCCCAGCCUCUCUCCCUGCUCUGCUCUUUAACCUGCAGCCCUGCUUCCUUGGGAUCUCAGUGGAGGAACUGGUUUUUCUGUCUGACCU